AUGGCGACCGAGUUAGCAGUCCAGAGUGAGCGCGCCUACCAAAAGCAACCGCACAUCUUCACCAACGCCAAGGCGACAACCAAGAAGAGCACGAAGAAAGGAAAGGGUGGCCGGAGAUGGUUCAAAGACGUUGGCCUGGGCUUCAGGACACCAAAAACUGCCAUUGAUGGCUCCUACAUUGACAAGAAGUGCCCCUUCACCGGUCUCGUCAGCAUUCGUGGCCGUAUCCUGACCGGCACCGUCGUGUCGACCAAGAUGCACCGGACGCUUGUCAUUCGCCGCGAGUACCUUCACUUCGUACCCAAGUACUCGAGAUAUGAGAAGAGGCACAAGAAUCUGGCUGCGCACGUCAGCCCGGCGUUCCGUGUGGAGGAAGGUGACAUCGUCACGGUCGGUCAAUGCCGGCCUUUGAGCAAGACUGUCCGUUUCAACGUUCUGCGCGUGCUGCCGAGGACUGGCAAGGCUGUGAAGGCAUUCCAGAAGUUCUAA
Messenger RNA from Baudoinia panamericana UAMH 10762, 489 nucleotides. RefSeq lists its product as uncharacterized. Gene Ontology annotation, cellular component: cytosolic small ribosomal subunit; ribosome. Gene Ontology annotation, biological process: translation. The transcript has 3 exons. NCBI's taxonomy places the organism in Eukaryota, Fungi, Ascomycota, Dothideomycetes, Mycosphaerellales, Teratosphaeriaceae. The record is from RefSeq and is a predicted model, not a curated record. Gene Ontology annotation, molecular function: structural constituent of ribosome. Bases 1 to 489 code for a protein of 162 amino acids.